AGUGGAGGAGAAAACAAGUGUUUCUAAGAGUUCAUUAUAGUUACCUCAACAAUUCCUAAAAGAUUUGUUUGUGUCAAAUGGACUAAAUGUUGUAGUUUUAUUCAAAGAAACUAAAAAAGGAAAAAUGUUAAACCAUGCCAAUAUUGAUAGCCAAAACAAACAACUUGUCCAGUGUUCCCUGUGCUAACUUUAAUGGUAAAAUGCAUAUUGACAUGAUGGAGGGCUUCAGAUGCAAUCAACAAAGCCUGAUGAGACUGACAAACCUAUCAGGGUAACUUCCUUCUCCUUCUCAAACAGACAGGCGGAGACACUCUGACUGCAGGCAGAAACUAAAUCCUUUAACAGCCGAGACCCAGCACUUCAUUAGUUCAAGACAAGCAGCAAAAUGAAAUAUCAGCUGCUGGUUCUCUGGAUUCUGACAGCAUUUUGCAUUAAUCACGCUGCAGGCGAUAUAAAUGUAGAGAAGGUUGGAGAUGGAAUCAUGUUGUCUUGUACUGAAGGUGUAAAUGUUACUGGAAAUGGUAAGAACGAGAAAACGUUGCACCUGAUGUACCAUGACAGUAACACCGGAGAAUACACUUGUAGUGAAAAUGAAAAUGGACCAAACAUCUUUGUAAAAUAUCGGACGUGCGACAACUGUGUAGAGCUUGAUACCUCCUCCAUCGUGGGCCUGGCAGUAGGAGACGUGGUGGCUACUAUUGUGGUUGGAGUGGCAGUCUAUCUCAUCGCUUCUCAAGCUCGGACUGGUCAAGUUAAACCGACCAAGAAAAGGUCUGAUAAACCGAAUCUGAUUCAAAAUGUACAGACCGACAACUCCAACUACCAGCAACUGAGAUACAAGAACGGAGAGAAAGCUGAAUAUGAUAUAAUCAAGAAAAAGUAGAAAAGGAGGCCCAUGGCAACUCCUUACUGCAAGCAAACCUUUACAGGAGGAAACUUCUGGUCCUGCUCCCCGAGUCUCCAUCAGGACAGACUGUUUUAUGUGUACAGCUUGUUCUGUCCUCUAAAAUGAUAUAAUUGGCUGUAUGGCAUUUUCUUUGGAAAAUAAUUUCUGUUUUUCAUUUAUGAUUCCCUGAAAAUGGAUCUCUAUCUGGCCCUAAAGCUACAGCUGUUCUGAGGUACUUGGUAUGUCGGCUGAAUAUUUAGUAUCAUUUCUCUAACAGUUAAAAACCUUAUUAAGUUACUUUCAUGGUUCAAAAGUUGCAAAUUUGGUAAAUAAAAAAAACUGUUUCUAUUUUGUAGUAAAUAAAAUCAUAACUUCUUAAAUAAGGUAAAUAUUUACUUGUUAAAUUAAGUGUACUAUUAUUAUGAUUAUUUUAGACAUACUGCAGUUUAUUAGUAGACUGGCGGUAAUAGGCAUUUACUUUUAUGUUACAUUAUCCAUUCUUGUUUAAUUGCAUGUUUUACAGUGUUUUAGGCUUUUCAUUUUUUUGUGUUACAAACAGAAAUUUGAUAAAACAUACAGUGGUAAUAUGGAUUGAAAAAUAUUCAUUGUUUUACUAUGUUUUUACAAAUAAAGAUCUGAAAUGUG
Molecule: messenger RNA, 1531 nt
Organism: Girardinichthys multiradiatus
Lineage: Eukaryota; Metazoa; Chordata; Actinopteri; Cyprinodontiformes; Goodeidae
Product: T-cell surface glycoprotein CD3 delta chain-like
Exons: 7
Coding region: 386-883 (165 amino acids)
Biological process (GO): cell surface receptor signaling pathway; positive thymic T cell selection
Cellular component (GO): external side of plasma membrane; alpha-beta T cell receptor complex
Molecular function (GO): transmembrane signaling receptor activity
Source: RefSeq, a predicted model, not a curated record